GAAACAGAGGCAUUUCAAUCUCAUAUCUAUCUUUCUCUCUCUUGUUUCUCUCUCUAAAAGCUCUGCGAGAAGACAAGACCAAUGGCUACUGAGGUGAGUUCUCUGAUUCGGGUUCUGGGUGGUGGAUACAAGGAUGAGAAGCAUCGAACGGUGGGGAAUGAAUCUAACGGUGAGAAAUCAACGGCUCUGAUUACAAGGGAUUUGCUUGGUGGGUCCUCCGUUGAAUCUCAGGAAUUGGACCUCGACUUGCAGGUACCCAGUGGCUGGGAGAAGCGCCUCGACCUGCAGUCAGGGAAAGUCUAUAUUCAGAGGUGCAACAACACAUUAGGCUCACCAACUAUGUCUGAAAACAAGGUUCAUGUGAAACCAGUAGGUCCAAAACUUCAAGACCUAAAUUUCCCAUCAGAAUCCAAUGUGUCCUUGAACCUUUUUGAUGAAGCAAACUUGGAUUUGAAGCUGGUUUCAUCUUCAUUGCCAUCAAGCAAUUAUCAAAGUGUGUGUACACUAGACAAGGUGAAGUUUGCACUUGAAAGAGCAGAGAAAGAGCCAAUAAGGAAGAGGUCAUCAUGCUUGAAGUCAUCAUUUUCAGCAUCAUCACCUUCAUAUUCAUCAUCUUCAUCAUCAAUGAGAGAAACCCAAGAAGAAGAAACUGAAGACAAGUUUUCAUCACCAAUGGCAACAGGGUGCCCUGGUUGCUUAUCAUAUGUAUUGAUAAUGAAGAACAAUCCCAAGUGUCCUAGGUGUAACUCUGUUGUUCCUCUUCCGUCCAUGAAAAAACCUAGGAUUGAUCUCAAUAUAUCAAUUUAAGUUAUUUGAGGAUCAUUGGUAUUUGGUUUCUUUUUUUUAAUAUCAUUUUAUUUUUCAAGUUUUGUAAAUGCAAUGAUAGAUAAAUUUAGGUUGUUUAAGGAUAGGAUCAUUUGUUAAGUGACAUUGGCCAGGGUUUAUGUAUAUUAAAAAUAACUAUGGUUUUACUAGGAAAGCUAAUAGAAAAUUUUCCAAUU
This is a messenger RNA of Gastrolobium bilobum, 1001 nucleotides long. Its product is annotated as protein CURLY FLAG LEAF 1-like. Lineage: Eukaryota; Viridiplantae; Streptophyta; Magnoliopsida; Fabales; Fabaceae. The coding region runs from base 82 to 807 and encodes 241 amino acids. The transcript has 2 exons. The record is from RefSeq and is a predicted model, not a curated record.